CCACAAAACACAACUGCAUCCCCGAACGCAAGAGGCCAUGUGGAGGGUUGCUCUGUUUCUGCUUCUGACAGGACUGUUGGCCACUGGACAAGGGUGGGAAAAUGACUACGAUCAGCCUCUAAAUUUUAACUGUCCUUCAGGCCAGUCUAUAUCCUCCAUAAGAAGUGAACACCACAAUUUCUAUGAGGACCGACGUUGGGACUUUGACUGUAAACCCACCAGCAAGGCUGUAGACUGUUACUGGUCACCUUACAUCAACAACUUUGACCAAACUUUCACUUUUGAGUGUAAACCACAGUACGCACUUGCAGGAAUGAGCAGCCACCACGACAACUACUAUGAGGACAGAAUGUGGAGGUUUUACUGCUGUGAAAGUAAGUGUAUUUCUGGAAACUGUCAGUGGACUUCAUAUGUGAACUACUUUGAUGAGUACAUCUACUGGACUGUGCCUCCUCACAGUUUUCUGGUGGGCGCUGAUAGCUACCAUCAAAAUUUUCAAGAGGAUCGACGGUGGAAGUACAAGUACUGUGGCCAACAAUCAUGUUGAAGGAUCUAAGGAUUAUUUUGAAAUAAAAAAAGUAUAUUU
Molecule: messenger RNA, 586 nt
Organism: Sinocyclocheilus anshuiensis
Lineage: Eukaryota; Metazoa; Chordata; Actinopteri; Cypriniformes; Cyprinidae
Product: hemagglutinin/amebocyte aggregation factor-like
Exons: 5
Coding region: 38-547 (169 amino acids)
Biological process (GO): collagen fibril organization
Cellular component (GO): extracellular matrix
Source: RefSeq, a predicted model, not a curated record